Messenger RNA from Papaver somniferum (opium poppy), 387 nucleotides. RefSeq lists its product as uncharacterized. The record is from RefSeq and is a predicted model, not a curated record. The coding region runs from base 1 to 387 and encodes 128 amino acids. NCBI's taxonomy places the organism in Eukaryota, Viridiplantae, Streptophyta, Magnoliopsida, Ranunculales, Papaveraceae. The transcript is spliced from 2 exons.
AUGAGGCAACCAACAACCGAAGAUACUAAGAGGCUAUUGGCUGAGAACGAAGCUCGUGGUUUUCCUGGAAUGCUUGGAAGCCUCUAUUGCACCCAUUGGGAGUGGAAGUAUUGUCCUACAGAAGAAUUCGGCCGACACGUGGGACACAUUAAGAAACUAAAUCUUGUUUUACAGGCAGUGGCAUCAUACGACAGAUGGUUCUGGCACUGUUAUUUUGGCGAGGCCGGGGCUAACAACGACUUGAAUGUUUUGGCGCAGUCGAGAUUAUUUGAUAGGGAUAAGAAUGCGUUAUCCCUGCUUGAAGAUAUUGCAAUUGUUGCUGGAUGGGUUAGUGUAAGGACAGCUCCGGUUGUGGAAGGUGUAGAUAGACCCCACCAAAACAUAUGA